Armigeres subalbatus is the source of this 2166-nucleotide messenger RNA. RefSeq names its product histone-lysine N-methyltransferase SETD1B-like. The transcript has 2 exons. NCBI's taxonomy places the organism in Eukaryota, Metazoa, Arthropoda, Insecta, Diptera, Culicidae. Gene Ontology annotation, cellular component: nuclear body. The record is from RefSeq and is a predicted model, not a curated record. Gene Ontology annotation, biological process: positive regulation of DNA-templated transcription.
UUGAUGGCGCAUGUUCUCUGCUCGCAAGCGUGAACUUUACCUUUGUCCCUGUACUGAGAAACCAGUGUAGAUGGGAUAGGAGCAAAACUUUAUCGAUUUUUCAUAGUGAAUUGGAUUCUAUUGCGCUGUGUAGUAGACUAGUUACAAGCGGAAAUAAAAUUGAACUGUAUUUAUCGUCGAAUAGUGCAGAGUGACCAUAGAACGUAUGUUUGAAUACAGUAGAGAUGAAUACACGCCCUAAACGUACUAAUUGGGAUAAAAACUCUUUCAACAUGUGGGUAUCUACUAAUAAAGUAUUGAUUGGUUCUGUGGGUGGUCCAAAGAAACCACAUUGCCGUAAUCCAAAUUUUGACUUCGAAGAAACCAAGUUACUAAUUUCACUAUGGGGUGAUCCUAAAGUUCAAAAACACUGUUAACGUCACACAAAAGCACCCAGUGAUUGCAAAGUUGUCUGAAAAAUGCGUGAAUAUGGAUACAAUCGAUCACCAGAAGAGAUCAAUACAAGGAUCAAGAAUGUAAAGUGUUGUUACAAUCGUAUUAAAAAGGAUCUUGAAUCUGGUAUCGUUACAUCGUGGAAGCAUUUCCAGUCAAUGGACGAAAUUAUGACACGUCCGAUUUUCGGUAACAAUCAUAAAUCACCCAAUUCUGAUGCUGGUCCACCGAAUGAUGAAAUUACUUCGUCUGAUCAGGUGCAAGUGAAACUUGAAAUGAGUGUCGAUGAUGACAAGGAAAUAAGAACUGAUGAGUUACUCAAAAAUGCAGAGCAAGUUGAGCUAAAAGAACCUAACUUAUUGAUACCGAAAGACGAACCAAUGGACGAAGAUAAUGAUGACGAUCCAAACGAUCCAGACUUUGAAAAUGAUGGAGAUGAUGAGGAGGAUAGUAUGAGCGAUGAUAGCGACGAAUCAGACUUCGACAUAGACGAUGAACGCAGAAAAGCACGUUUGCGUAGACGAACAUCGCGUAAACCAGCAAAAGCGAAUAAUCAUCCAUAUAAAACAACAACUGCACCGCCGACUUCAUCUGCCGCUACUCCAAUAGUGACAUGCGCCCCGUCCACCACUGUACCAAUGACCACAAUCCCAUCGCCAAGUAAACCUCCUGGCACUAUCAAAAUAAUUAACUAUACUGGAAACUCUGGCAUAAAUAUUUCAACAAUUGUUCCAAAUCCAAAUAUCUUGGCCAAGCCAGCAGGACAGAAUGUAACUAUUGUUCCGGGUGGUCCUCCUACCACAACCGCAAACACACCAGGCAAAAUAUCUCUUGUACCAACCAAUUUCCUUCUAAAACCACAAGCUCCAAAAAUCAACUUCAAUUCGCCGAUUCAACUCUACACUAAACCAACUGUAUCAAUCGCAAACUGCAUGCCCAACGUUUCUGUUGUACCGUCGUCUUCGGCUUCCAUGCAACCAAUGAAACUACUUUUUGUGAACACUGCUGGCAGCCAGAAGCAGCAAAUCAUAACUCCUUCUAAGCACAUCUACACAACCACUCCGACACCAAUGGUCAAAACAACCCCCGCCACUCAAAUUGCGAUCCAACCAAAGCCGGUCAUAACAGCAGCAACGAGUCUGAUGGCCAUUCCCCAAAAGAAGCCUGAUCCUCCACCGCCAAUCACGCUAGCGCCAACAGCUCCAAAACAGGGAGGAAUCAAAGCUUUGCUUGGCCAGUUGGUAUCGAUUCAACGGGAAAAUUUGGCCCUAUCACGCAGCAGAGUAGAUGUGGAGAAGGAACGAUUUAAUAAUGAGAAGCAGAUUGUUUGCUCGCUUGUGGAAGCAUUAAACGACUUGAACAAUAUGCUGCAGGGAUUCAGCAGCACAGUGAACAUCGGCGAUGAAUUUGGUUGUGGCACACCAACGCCAGCAGCCGCGAAUGAGUCUGAUGUUGUUGAUUCUCGGAUGAAUGACAUCAGCCAGGAAAUGUUGCCUGUGAGUGGACUCAUACCUGUAAUUGACACCAUCAAAGCUGAAGUGAUAAGUGAUUCCGACUGAAGGAACAACAGCGUUCCAUGAAGACACGAAAUACUCUAGUCAAUGAUCUUAUAAUUUAUUAAUUACAAAUAUCAAAAGCGAUGCUCAAACAGUACUCUUAUGUAGCUGCACAGAGUGGCACGAUUCAAAGCUAUUUAAUAAAGAUUACAGUUCAUACGUUUAACAACAGUAAACA